Molecule: messenger RNA, 1345 nt
Organism: Falco peregrinus (peregrine falcon)
Lineage: Eukaryota; Metazoa; Chordata; Aves; Falconiformes; Falconidae
Gene: IL17B
Product: interleukin 17B
Exons: 3
Coding region: 1-630 (209 amino acids)
Cellular component (GO): extracellular region
Molecular function (GO): cytokine activity
Source: RefSeq, a predicted model, not a curated record
AUGGAGCGGGCUCCAAACCUGCUUCUCCUCUGCAUCUUCACCAUCGUCCUGGUCCCUGAAGCAAAGGACCAAAGCAAGGCAGCAAAGGGCAGGAGAAGGGGCCUGGCACGGCCCCCCACGGCCACCCCUGCCCUCGCUUGGGCCCCAGACGACCCCUAUACCACCAUGGCAGACUAUGAGCGCAGCAUCCAGGACAUGGUACGCCAGCUGAGGAACAGCUCUGAGCCAGGUGACACCAAGUGCCAGGUCAACUUGAGGCUUUGGAGGUCCAACCGGAGGAGCUUGUCCCCCUGGACCUACAGGUGCUCAGCCGCCCACUGCUCCCCAUCUCGCUGUCUCUCCAGCCUUGUCUCACCUUCUCUCUCCUCCAGCAUAAACCAUGAUGCAACACGGAUCCCAGCAGAUAUCCCUGAAGCCCGAUGCCUCUGCACUGGCUGCAUCAACCCCUUCACGAUGCAGGAGGACCGCACCAUGGCCAGCAUUCCCAUCUACAGCCGGUUACCUGUCCGCCGGCUGCUCUGCCAGGCGCCAGGUGAAGCGGGGCACAAGCCCUCCGGGAAGAAGAAUUGUCCCAAGAAGUACCAGAUGGUCAUGGAGACCAUUGCUGUGGGCUGCACCUGCAUCUUCUAAGGCUGCAAGGCUAACCCCUGCAGAUGCUCACAGGCAUCUAACCAGCUUGCUCUUGCUUCCUGAGCUUGCCCAGCCCCCUGGGAGAGGGCCACCUGGAGCAUCAGGGUGAGAAGAGCCCCUAACAAGAUGAUGGCCACCCCCAAGAGCUCCCCGAAAAUGCUCCUGCAGACUCCUAUCCACAGCUUCAGCCCAAGCAGCCACUCCGGAGACACCCAGUGUGGGGGCAGCCCCUGCAAGUCACCCAGCUACGUGGUGCCAUAGCUGGCCUCGCAGUGAGGCACCACCCCGAGCCCCCUCACCUCCAGGGAGGAGCUCAGCAGGGUGGGCUGGGGGAGAGAGUCAGGCUGGGCAGGAUCAAGCCUCCUCCCUCCCCGAAGUCCCCAUUUGUCCAUGUUCACUUCAUCGGUGCAACAGCCCUGGGAGCCCCUGGUCCUUCCCAGUCCUCCCCAGCCUACCUACAAGAUCCUCUGCAGCAGGUCAGGCAGCCCAGUGAAUGGGCCAAGUGGUGGUUUGGGCAACUUCUGAGGUCUUCAAUAAAGUGCAUUGCUGGCCGCCGUCUGAGCCGCCCCCUGCCUUGGCUCAUCAUGCUGCCCCUCCGGCCCUGGUUGCCCCGGGGUGGGUGCUGCCCAGCCUUCUCCCAGCAAGUCUCUUCUGCCCCCCAAAACACAGCCAAGUCCCAGGCUCAGGGAGCUCCAGACACCCCUGGAAACAGAGA